Messenger RNA from Zygosaccharomyces rouxii, 519 nucleotides. RefSeq lists its product as uncharacterized. The transcript has a single exon. Lineage: Eukaryota; Fungi; Ascomycota; Saccharomycetes; Saccharomycetales; Saccharomycetaceae. The record is from RefSeq and is a predicted model, not a curated record. The coding region runs from base 1 to 519 and encodes 172 amino acids.
AUGCGUUUCUCUACUGCUUUGACUUCUGCCUUAGCUUUGUUACCAUUCGGUGCUACUGCCUUGCAAAACAAAAAUGGACCGUUCGUUUUGGAAUUGGAAAAGGAUUCGAUUUCAGAUCUAAAGAAUAAUUUCUUGACUCAAGUUGAUGCUGAUGUCUUCAACGGUUUGGCAAGACCCCUAAAGGGUGUCUUCGACGGGGUUGGUGAUAUCCUUGUCAGCGUUAUUGGCUUGCUUGGUGAAGUUGUUGGUACCGUUUUCUAUUUGUCUGGAGAUGGUGUAUUGUUCACGCAAGGUUCGGAUCCAUCUAAUGGUGUUCCAGGUUUCUCUUUAAACGACCAAGAUCAAUUGUUGUACGAAGGUAGACAGCUAUUGGGAGGUUUUGAAGGUCUAAACUUCAAAUUGAGUAAGGACUCUGAUGCCGCCAAGAGAGAUUUGAUUGACGACAUUAACCUUAACCUCUUCCUUCCGGUCUCUAUUAACGCUUUUGAUACCAACCCAUCUGCUCCAUCCCUUUUGUAA